Molecule: messenger RNA, 2539 nt
Organism: Magnolia sinica
Lineage: Eukaryota; Viridiplantae; Streptophyta; Magnoliopsida; Magnoliales; Magnoliaceae
Exons: 1
Coding region: 27-1871 (614 amino acids)
Biological process (GO): transmembrane transport
Cellular component (GO): membrane
Molecular function (GO): transmembrane transporter activity
Source: RefSeq, a predicted model, not a curated record
UCUCGGUGUACAAAGCUCAGAGAGAGAUGGUAGCAGGUAUGUUAGCCAGUGGUCCAAUGGGCAGUGCCGAAAUGGUCCAGUUCGCAGCUCACGUGAUCAGAGGCAGAUGGUUCAUGUGGUUCGCUGCCUUCCUAAUUAUGUCAGCCGCAGGCGCAACCUACAUAUUCGCCAUCUACUCUGAAGAAAUAAAAAAAUCGCUGAGCUACAACCAACAGACUCUCAACACUCUCAGCUUCUUCAAAGACCUCGGCGCCAACGUCGGCAUCCUCUCUGGCCUAAUCAACGAAGUCACUCCGCCAUGGGUUGUUCUAUCCAUCGGCGCCAUCAUGAAUCUAACAGGCUACCUCAUGAUCUGGCUUGCCGUCACAGGCCGAAUCGCUCGACCCCGCGUCUGGCAGAUGUGCCUCUAUAUCUGUAUCGGCGCCAAUUCCCAAUCUUUCGCCAAUACCGGCGCUCUCGUUACCUGCGUCAAGAACUUCCCAGAGAGCCGCGGCGUCGUGCUGGGUCUUCUCAAGGGGUUUGUCGGCCUCAGUGGCGCGAUUCUCACGCAGUUCUAUCACGCCUUCUAUGGUGACGAUUCUAAGUCGUUGAUUCUCCUUAUUGGAUGGCUCCCGGCUGCUAUUUCAAUGGUUUUCCUUUACACGAUCAGAAUCAUGAAGGUCGUCAGCCAGCCAAAGGAACUGAAGGUUUUCUACUCGUUUCUCUACAUCGGUCUCGCUCUUGCUGGAUAUCUCAUGGUUAUAAUCAUCGUCGAGAAACGGGUGAAUUUCACGCAAGCUGAGUACGGCGCCAGUACUGCAAUCGUCAUACUCAUGCUUCUUCUCCCACUCGCUGUCGUAAUCAGGCAAGAACUCAUGCUCUGGCGACUCCGCCUCCAAUCUAUCAACAAUCCAGCUCCGAUCACCAUAUCCCUCGAAAAAGAAGAAAAACCAUCAUUGCCAGUGAUAGAGACUCCUCCCCCACCGCCCAAGUUGGAGAUUUCAGAGAAACCCACCAAACCAAAAUCCAUGAUUUUGCGCGUGAUAGCUAAACUCAAAUCGCCGGAGCGAGGCAAUGACUACACCAUCCUACAAGCGCUUUUCAGCGUGGACAUGCUCAUCCUCUUCCUCGCAACGAUCUGCGGCGUCGGAGGCACUCUGACAGCGAUCGACAACAUGGGUCAGAUCGGAAAGUCAUUGGACUACCCACAACGCAGCAUCAGCACGUGCGUCUCCCUCAUCAGCAUAUGGAACUUCUGCGGCCGAGUAGUGGCUGGGUUCGUGUCCGAGAUCGUCCUGACUCGGUACCGAUUCCCCCGCCCACAGAUGCUGACGCUCGUCCUCCUCCUAUCCUGCGUCGGCCAUAUCCUAAUUGCAUUCCCUUUUUCUGGGUCCCUCUAUUUCGCGUCUGUGAUCAUCGGAUUCUGCUUCGGGGCACAAUGGCCGUUGCUUUUCGCCAUCAUAUCUGAGAUCUUCGGUCUCAAGUACUACUCGACCUUGUACAACUUCGGUGCGGUGGCGAGUCCGAUCGGGUCGUAUAUUCUCAACGUGAGAGUUGCGGGCCAUCUUUACGAUAAAGAGGGGCUGAGGCAGAGGGCGUUUGCUCCUGGCCCAGAAUCGAAAGAUCUAACUUGCGCCGGAGUGCAAUGUUACCGGCUUUCUUUUAUCAUAAUCACAGCGGUGACGGUUUUCGGAUCGUUCGUUUCGUUCGUUCUAGCGAAGAGGACGGAGAAGUUCUACAAGAGCGAUAUCUAUGCCAAGUUCCGCGCUGCAGCGGAAGCGGCGGAAGCGGCGGAGGCCGAGAUGGGAGCCGUCGUUGGUAAUGGCAGAGCGGUUGUGGAGAGAAACCGAGAGAAUGGGUCGACUGCCGCAGACGGUAGCGACAAGCACUGAGUUUGAUGGGUAUUAGGAUUCGAAACUCGGUCUCUGUAUUUGAUUUGGGGUCGAAAAUCGUUCCGACUCGGUUCAACUCAAUCUAACUCGGUAUGACUCGUUUCGACUCGGUGAGAAAGGAACCUGAGUCGAAUGAGUUCUUGACUUGGAAAUUGAGUCAACUGUGCCCAGUAUUGAUACGGUAGAAAGUCUGGUGAAAGAAAAGAAGACGGGAAAAGGAUAGUGUAUAUGAUUAUUAUACAAAGAAAAGGAAUCAAGGGUCUGAAUUCAACAAACGGAUGUCCAUUAAUCAAUGGUUAGGAUUGUUCAAUCAAUCUGAUUUUAGGCUAGUGAUCUAUCUACAGGGAAUGCUGCAAUAUGGACGGUUUAAAUUGAUGAGUUGUUUAUAUGCCACGUGUACAAGGCCUAAGAACCUGCCAGACUUAAGUCACUCUGCUUUAUGUUUCAACAACAUACAAAGCUUUCAUUACAGCCCACGUGUCACUUUUUAUAUUAAAUCUGAGCCGUGAAAAAGGUAGCUCGAAUUAUGAGUAUCGUCUAGAACAAAAAAUUAGAAAUUUCUAUUUAUAGUGAAGUAUAUACCGUUGAAAUAAAUGUAAAGACGAUGUAUGAUUCAUAUGGAUAUUUAUAUCCCACCUAAUAAAUGGGUUGCAGUAAUUAUUAGUUUA